GAAAAAUGAGUUUUCACAAUAACUGCUGAUUCGAGAAACAACAACUGAUCACACUAGACAGGAUUGUUUCCAAGAAACGUUAGCUGUAUAGAAAAAAUUACAUUCACCGUAUCAGAGAUAUUUUCAUACUCAGAAAGGCGAAAGAAGAUCGUUGUAAUAUCCUUCAAAAUUCGCUGGUAAAUAUGAAUAUAAAGGGAGUUUUUCUAUUGUACACAAUUUUGCAAUGGGUCGUUCUGUUGAUAAUUGUCAUCGUUUUCACUUUUGUAGGAGGCAAAAACUGGAUGGAUGAAUAUAAGUGGAUUUAUCUGGGCUUAGGUGUGGCACUAGCCUGUGUAUUUAUUAUUUGGACUGUUAUUUCACAAUUUCGAAUUCCGCUAGCAGUGCAUAUCAUAUUUGCAGUUAUUACCAAUAUUGCGGUGUCGAUAUUCUGCGGUAUGGCAACAACGUGUUUCGAAAUGAAAUGGUGUUUGACUUCGCUUGCAUUAACUACAGUGUUCGCCGCUUCAAUAUUUCUUGCAGCCAUAUUUCUGAAGUCAUUCCUGCUGUCAAACUUUAAUUUCUUAAUAGCCUGUUCGGUAUUGAUGGGAAUAAUUCUUAUCCUUUUUAUUGUUUUCUCAGUGAUUCAGUUUCAUUUGAAGGUAUGUGUAUUUUUCGAAACUCGUAUUAUUUCUCCUGAAAAUGUCUCAUAUCUGGAAGGAAGUUAUAGUCCAUUUCAUUGACUGCAUGUCAAUCAGGAAUGCAAUUCGUUUAAGAGAAUAGCUGUGUUGAUAAUAAUUUAUCCUCUGAGUAAAAUGUUGCUUACCAUUAGUCAAAUGUCUGUUGAUAUUCUUCUGGGAGUUUCAUUGUAGAAUACUGUCAAACAAUUAUUUCUAUUCGUCAUUCAUUCAUGUAAAUAAAAUCUGCGAGUAAAUUCAGCAAAAUUGUGUUCAGCUUACUCUGUUUUAUUAACCCCUCAUGACAUUUAUUCACUUUCUUUUGCUCUUCUAUUUACAGAUAACCACUCCAAUUUUGGCUGCUUUUGCCGUGCUGAUUGUGGCGAUAGUAAGUUAAAUUAACUCAGUAUGACUGAUAAUUGUCGUUAACUCAUUC
Messenger RNA from Trichobilharzia szidati, 1089 nucleotides. NCBI's taxonomy places the organism in Eukaryota, Metazoa, Platyhelminthes, Trematoda, Strigeidida, Schistosomatidae. The record is from the annotation of a GenBank genome assembly.